This is a messenger RNA of Ochlerotatus camptorhynchus, 1646 nucleotides long. RefSeq names its product general transcription factor IIH subunit 4 marionette (gene mrn). The coding region runs from base 98 to 1558 and encodes 486 amino acids. The record is from RefSeq and is a predicted model, not a curated record. Gene Ontology annotation, molecular function: ATPase activator activity; double-stranded DNA binding. Gene Ontology annotation, biological process: nucleotide-excision repair. Gene Ontology annotation, cellular component: transcription factor TFIIH holo complex; transcription factor TFIIH core complex. Lineage: Eukaryota; Metazoa; Arthropoda; Insecta; Diptera; Culicidae. The transcript is spliced from 4 exons.
CGUCGCAGCGGCCGCAGUUCCUCCGUCGAUUUCGUAAUGUGACCAGUGUUCCUCUAGUUUUCCUGUAAAUAUCGUCAUAUAUUCCUCACAAAUUACAAUGUCCGAGGCAAAAGGCUCCAAGAGCUCGACGUCCUUGUUAAUCGCCAAACCGGCUAACCUAGAGUGCAAGAACCUGGAAGAGUAUCUGAAAUCCCGGCCGCCGGAUGCAUUGGAAAAGCUGUACAACUAUCCGGCCAUCUGUUUGGCCGUCUACCGGGAACUACCGGAGAUUGCUCGUCAAUUCGUGAUACGCAUAUUAUUCGUCGAACAAGCCAUCCCUCAAGCAGUCGUCUCCUCGUGGGGUUCGCAAGUCUAUGCCAAGGAAAAUUUAAUCGUUUCACGCGUACUAACGGAAUUGGGUGUUUGGCGCAGUGCAGCACUGACGGGCGGGCUACAAGCUUGGGAGUUGUGUCCAACUUUUAAGAAAAACCUGAAAAUCGCCCUACUCGGAGGUGGUCGUCCCUGGUCGAUGUCCAAUGCGCUGGAUCCGGAUCAAAAGUCAAGGGACAUCGAAUUCCUGGAUGUGUACUCCAUGUCUCGGUGGCGUUGCGUGCUGCACUAUAUGGUAGGAGCUGGGAGUUCCAAGGGAAUGGAAGGCGAAGGAAUAUCGCCGGAUGCAGUGAGAAUUCUGCUGCAUGCCAAUCUUAUGAAGCGAGAUGAAACGGACGGAAGUCCGGUGAUCACGAGACAAGGUUUUCAGUUUUUGUUGCUCGAUACGCAGGCUCAGGUUUGGCACUUUAUGCUGCAGUAUUUGGACACUUGCGAGGCUCGUGGACUUGAUUUGGCGGAAUGUUUAUCAAUGCUGUUUCAGUUGAGUUUUUCCACCUUGGGACGAGAUUACAGCUCGGAAGGGUUAAGUCAGGGCUUGUUAACCUUUUUGCAACAUUUGAGAGAGUUUGGAUUAGUGUACCAGCGCAAAAGAAAGGAAGGUCGAUUUUAUCCAACGAGAUUGGCGCACAACAUUACGUCUAAGAAUGCGGUUCCCUCAAUUCAAGAUGAUGGAAGUUCUGCUCAAGACAAAGGGUACAUCAUUGUGGAGACCAAUUAUCGGGUGUAUGCGUACACGGAUUCCAAUCUACAGGUGGCUUUGCUGGGUUUGUUUACUGAAUUGUUGUAUCGUUUUCCAAAUCUGGUGGUCGGAGUGUUAACUAGAGAUUCAGUACGGCAGGCCUUCCGUGGAGGCAUCACAGCAGAACAAAUUAUCAGUUACCUUGAGCAGCAUGCUCAUCCAACGAUGUUGAAUGUGGAGCAAACAAUCCUCUCCAAGUCAGCUCUGCCGCCCACCGUUGUCGAUCAAAUCAAGCUGUGGGAAAACGAGCGGAACCGGUUCACCUACACCGAAGGAGUUGUGUACAACCAGUUCCUCUCUCAGGGCGAUUUCAACACGCUGAGGGACUACGCCCAGUCGAUUGGCGUGAUGACCUGGCAGAACGAGCGAACCCGCACAAUGGUAGUGACGAAAAACGGACACGACGAUGUGAAGAGAUUCUGGAAGCGUUACUCAAAAGGCGGCAGUUAAUUUCUCUCAGUACAGUAAUAUAAGACUUUUUAAACCUAAGUUAGUUUAAGUUCGUUUAUUAUGCUCCAUUAAAAUCAUCCUUUGUAAG